AAGCUUGGGUUUGGAUCACGUGAACAGAAUUUACCCAAUCAGCGCGCUGUCAGUCUCCUCCCAGUUUUCAUUCAAAUAUACACAGAGACAGAAGAACAGACGUUCAGAAGAGCCUGCAACGGCAGAAGAGUCCUCUGAUUAGCCAGCUAGCACUGGAGAGCUUCUUUUAACUCAGUGCCUGCUGGUAGUUACAGUCAGUCACUGAUAGUGCAGUCCACUGCCGUCAGUUAACAAUGGCAGAGGGAGAGGGAGAGGUGGAGUGGGAGUUAUGCAAAGAGAAUAUCCAGCCUCUGAGACGUGGCCGAGCCAUCUCUGCCCUGCAUCAAGCCCUCAGCCAGCAGCAAGAGGGCACCUCUAGUGCCAUCAACCAACAAAAACAAGCAUACGAGUUAGAGCUUCGGAUGUACGAUGGAGAUGACCCUCUUGACGUCUGGGAUAGGUACAUAAAAUGGAUAGAACAGACUUACCCACAGGGUGGUAAGGAGAGCGGUUUGACUGUUCUUCUGGAGCGAGCAGUCAUGAAGUUUACGGAAGAAAAAAAAUAUCACAACGAUUCCCGUUAUGUUGACCUUUGGAUCAAAUUUACAGAAACUUGUUCUGAUCCGCUGGAUGUCUACCGGUACAUGCAAGCUCAGGGAAUAGGGACAAUGCAGGCAUCUUUUUACAUUGCAUGGUCUGAAGAGUAUGAAAAAAGGGGAAACUCGCGGAUGGCCGACAGCAUAUUCCAAGAAGGUUUAAAGUGUGGGGCUGAACCUCUAGACAGAUUACAGCAAUUUCACAAGGCCUUACAGGCACGAGUGUGUAGGCAGAUGAUGACAUCAAUGAAUGAUCAGGAAGCAGAUGAUGAGCUUUCAGAGCCUCAGAGGGCUUCACUCGCAGAGCUGAAAGCCAAGGGAAAGAAAAAAGCUGUUGCUCCUAUCAGUAGGGUGACUGGAACUGUUGGCUAUGCCAGGGGUCUGCAGUUUAAACAACCAGUUGGGCCAAGUCACAACAGUAGACUUGUGAUAUUUGAUGAGAAUAAGGAGGACUCUGAGCCUCAGGAACUCAAAUUAGAAAGUUGGGCAGCCCCUCCAACUGCUAAGGCCAAGGAGAAUGAACAGAGACCUGAUAAAUGGACUAAUGCUAAGUUGCCGCAGAAGUCCAGGUUUGGCCACAGUGUCGUCGCUCCGCCUCCAAAACCAACUUUCCAGCCCUUUGUGGAGGAGAGUGAUCAGCCUCCUGUGGUAACUCCAUGUAAGCUCAACCCAGCAGUGAACACUGUACUUUCAGCGAGGAAGCCGUGUCGUGAGGAGCAAACGCCACUGAAGAGGCUACAAGAGAGGCAGCAGCACAUGCAGGUCCAGCAGGAAGAUGAGGACAAAAGUGGAGAGAAGAGCAUGUACUGCAAGGAGCUGCUGUUCAGCGGUGUCACUGAAUUUUCCUUUGAAGAGCUGCGUGCUGAGCGAUACCGCCAGAAAUGCAGCCAGAGACUGGAAGCUGCCAGCAGUGAAGCAAACAGUAAAGAAGAACCACACACUAGUCAAAAGGACUGACAAGAGCAAGCAGUCAUGUCAAUGAUCUAGACUCUAAAUGAGCCUCUAUAGUCAGUGUUGGUUUUUAUGUUAGUUCUCUUGUUGUACCUAAAGAAAUAGAACCUGAGAAGUCUUGCAAAAAGUAUUGAUAGCUGUUCUGUGAUUGAACGUGGGUAAUAUCAGUACCUGAGAUCUUCUCAUUCAAAUAUACUCUUUAUACUGAUGCUUGACUGCUGACCAUCCCGGGAUUCUACUUCUACAGUUGUACUUAUCCAUGUGAUUUUGUACAUGUAUAUAUAUUUUUUAUAAAACCACUAUCACUAUCUUGAUCUUGAAAAUGUUGUACUAGCAAUUAUGUAGAAGUAUGGUGUAUCCAAUGUAAACUUUUUAUAUAAAUAGCUACUGCAGCUUUUGGGCAUAUUGACCCUGAUACUGUAUGACAUACACCUUUGGUAACUCAUUGGAAGAACCACGUAGUUUAAUAAACACAUGCAGUUUUUUCA
Pangasianodon hypophthalmus (striped catfish) is the source of this 2014-nucleotide messenger RNA. RefSeq names its product BUB1 mitotic checkpoint serine/threonine kinase Bb (gene bub1bb). The record is from RefSeq and is a predicted model, not a curated record. The coding region runs from base 234 to 1532 and encodes 432 amino acids. The transcript is spliced from 10 exons. Gene Ontology annotation, molecular function: protein kinase activity. Gene Ontology annotation, biological process: meiotic sister chromatid cohesion, centromeric; mitotic spindle assembly checkpoint signaling. Lineage: Eukaryota; Metazoa; Chordata; Actinopteri; Siluriformes; Pangasiidae.